CUGAGAAGAGAAAAAAUGCGUGAAUGUAUCUCAAUUCAUGUGGGCCAAGCUGGGGCUCAAAUUGGUAACGCAUGCUGGGAGCUGUACUGCCUGGAACAUGGGAUCCAGCCAGACGGACAGAUGCCCACUGACAAAAUUGUUGGAGGAGGAGACGACUCCUUCAACACCUUCUUCAGUGAGACACGAGCAGGAAAGCAUGUUCCCAGAGCAAUCUUUGUUGACCUGGAACCUACAGUUAUAGACGAGGUGCGCACGGGAACCUACCGUCAACUGUUCCACCCUGAGCAGCUGAUUACAGGAAAGGAGGACGCUGCCAACAACUAUGCUCGUGGACACUACACCAUCGGCAAGGAGGUCAUAGAUCUGGUUCUGGACAGGACACGCAAACUGGCUGAUCAGUGCACUGGCCUGCAGGGAUUCCUCAUCUUCCACUCUUUUGGUGGAGGCACUGGCUCAGGUUUCACCUCCCUCCUGAUGGAGAGGCUCUCUGUUGAUUAUGGGAAAAAGUCAAAGCUUGAGUUUGCCAUCUACCCAGCCCCUCAGGUUUCCACAGCAGUGGUGGAGCCUUACAACUCCAUCCUGACCACCCACACCACCUUGGAGCACUCUGACUGUGCCUUCAUGGUGGACAAUGAAGCCAUCUAUGACAUCUGUCGCAGGAACCUUGACAUCGAAAGGCCGACCUACACCAACCUUAACAGGCUCAUUGGCCAGAUUGUGUCCUCAAUCACAGCCUCACUUCGCUUCGAUGGAGCCCUGAAUGUUGAUCUGACAGAGUUCCAGACCAACUUGGUGCCCUACCCUCGUAUCCACUUCCCUCUGGCCACUUAUGCCCCAGUCAUCUCCGCUGAGAAGGCCUACCAUGAGCAACUAUCUGUGGCUGACAUCACCAACACCUGCUUUGAGCCAGCUAAUCAGAUGGUAAAGUGUGAUCCUCGUCAUGGUAAAUACAUGGCGUGUUGUUUGCUGUACCGUGGUGAUGUGGUGCCCAAAGAUGUCAACUCUGCAAUUGCUGCCAUCAAAACCAAACGCACCAUCCAGUUUGUGGACUGGUGCCCCACAGGUUUCAAGGUGGGCAUCAACUACCAGCCUCCAACUGUGGUUCCUGGCGGAGACCUGGCCAAGGUGCAGAGGGCUGUGUGUAUGCUGAGCAACACCACAGCCAUUGCUGAGGCCUGGGCCCGACUCAACCACAAGUUUGACCUCAUGUAUGCCAAGAGAGCCUUUGUUCACUGGUAUGUUGGGGAGGGCAUGGAGGAAGGAGAGUUCUCAGAGGCCAGAGAAGAUAUGGCUGCUCUGGAGAAGGAUUAUGAAGAGGUGGGCACUGACAGCAUGGGAGAGGAGGAUGAAGGAGAGGAAUACUGACUUCAAUCCAGAGUGAAUGGAUUUUUCCUAGUUUUAAAAUUGGGCCUUUUUUUUAGUGAAAGUAAAUGUAUCAAAUAUAUGACUACGCCAACAAAGCUGCAAUUUGUAUGAGAAAAAAUUACAAAUUUUAACAAUCCAUAUUUCACUAAAACAGAGUAAAAUCAGUAAAGUAUCUUCCACUAUAUGCAGAUUACCACGACAAAUUCACAAAUCAAACUAAAUCUUAAACCUGAGCUUGACAUUUCAAUUGUCAUUUUACCAUCUAAAAAGAUUGUGUUUAUAUUCAUAAAAUAAUAUAACAUUCUUUGGGUGUUCAAAGAUCUUUUCCUCCUGUGGUUUCUGCCUGCUUUAACCAAGCUCUUUCUUUUGCACCUCCCCCCACUAUCCUCUCCCAUGAGGAAUGCAAGUUAUGAAAGGGGUUCUAUGUCAGCGUCUAUAUACCAUUCAGCUGUGACUCUGAGAAUGAAGCAAGAGAAAAUAACUGACGGACUCUGGCUGGUGCUGCUUGUGUAGCUCAUACUCAGACUGUAGCCUGCAGCAACAAUAGAAUCCCAGUUCAGUUUUGUAUGAAUCACUGCACAGUGAUUCGAACAGAGUGGCUAAAAAGUUGCAUUACAAA
This is a messenger RNA of Archocentrus centrarchus (flier cichlid), 1984 nucleotides long. RefSeq names its product tubulin alpha chain-like. Gene Ontology annotation, biological process: microtubule-based process. The transcript has 4 exons. Lineage: Eukaryota; Metazoa; Chordata; Actinopteri; Cichliformes; Cichlidae. Gene Ontology annotation, cellular component: microtubule. The record is from RefSeq and is a predicted model, not a curated record. Bases 16 to 1365 code for a protein of 449 amino acids. Gene Ontology annotation, molecular function: GTP binding; structural constituent of cytoskeleton.